CCUGUACAAAACUCAUGUAAUAUAUUACAUCUAGAGAUUGAUGUAUAAGACAGUGUUAACCAGUAUUUCAAUAAAUUAUCAUGUGGUUGAUUUAUGUUUUGAUAACUACAUCAUAUGCUAUCCCAUUGGAUUUCCCAUGUUAUGAUGAAACAUGGUUAUAUUUAAAUGUGACAGGAAAAUGUUAUAAAUCAAUAUUAGGAGUAGAAAAACUAACAUUUUCAAGUGCCGCAUUAUUGUGUAAAACAUACCUGCAGAAUGUUUCACAAGUCCCAGUAAAUUUAUUACAAUUUUACGAUGAAAAUGAAGCUGAUUCAGUUGUGGAUAUGUUAUUUAGAAAUGGUUAUAAAGAAACUAUUUGGCUUGGUGCCAAUCGAAGCGAAGCGAAGCAACCUUUCACAUGGUAUACGGAUGGUAGCACAGCUGAUUUCAAGUAUAUUGAAUGGUCUGAAGGAACUAAAUCGGGGAACUGUAUUGAUUUUUCUUAUUCAACUGAACCAGUAAUAGGAACAGAUAAAUGGUCUGUUACAAAGAUGGUCGACAAUAAACCAUGUGAAAUUGGACGUUCUUUUAUCUGUGAACAUAAAGUUCCACUUUGCCAAGAUCUACAAGGAGGUUUCAAUUCAACUACAAUGGUUUUAAAACCGCCUGUAAUUUCUCCAGGAUCUAUUGUCCAAGCAGUUUGCGGACCAGGUACUGUAAAAGACUCAAGUACCUCAGCCAAUAGGUUAUCUGGUUUUAAUGUGGAUUUAAGUUUAUCUGAAGGCUUCUACAGAUGUACGGGAACACGAUUUAAUAAUAGUCAAGUUCCUGAAGAUCCACUCAAAUUUAAACCAAGACUUUUGUAUUCUGGUUAUACUCUUACACCGUGUUCAUAUGUGAGGUGUCCACUUUAUCCUGAACUUAUGGAAAACAUAGAGAACAAACCUCAAGUUCCAAAUGGUUCAGAUACUUUAAUUUAUGACUAUGGACAAAAUAUUUCAUUACAGUGCAGUCGAGGAUAUGUGAGUUUUCAAAAUCCAAAUAGUACCUUAGCAACAAUGAUGUGUGCUCAAGCUAGUACAACGUCUAAUCAGGGUUUAUGGGAUCCAGAGAAUUAUCAGGCAUGUGUAGCUGUACGUUGUAAUCAAACACAACUGGAAAAUAUGAUACCUAAAUAUGCAAAGUUGGUCAGUGCACAUAAUCGUAUCACAGAACAAGUAUUUGGUUCCCAUCAAGUUAAUCAGUUUUGUUCCUAUGGAAAUGUUAUUUCUAUCAGAUGUAAUCCUGGAUAUUUAUUCAAUGAUCGUACAGCAGAAAAAUCUGUAUCUUGUGAAUUAGUAUCUGGUUCAGAAACAGUGGGAGAAUAUCGCGGUUAUUCUGGCACACUUCUACCCUUGCCACAAGCAUGUGAAGAGGCAACUUGUUUAUAUGAAGAAGCUGUAAUACAACCAGAUUCGCAUAUGGAGCCAUAUUUCAUUGUUAUAAGAAGCAACUUGAAUGUGGUGAACUUGACAAAGCAUGCUGGAGUUCCAUAUCCUCGUGGAACAGUGAUUCGAUACUUUUGUAAAAAUGGAUAUGAAAGUAUCAAUCAAAAUUCAGAAUUGAAUAUCACCUGUGGUGAUUAUGGCCGGUGGACACCACAGUUGAUUGGUUGUAUCGCUCGAAUUGAAAAAGUUUCUGUAAGUGAUACUGGACGCUUUUACAGUGAGCCUGAAGAAGCUGAGUCAGCAUUAAAGUUGUCAUCAAUUAUGUUCAUCAUGGUCUUCAUAUUUCUGGGAAUUAUAUUACUAUUAGAUUUAGCAACAAUUGGAAGAGAUUUUAAACAAAUUAAAAGUAAUAUUAAACUACAAAAAAGAAGAAUAGACCAUUCAAAAAAUAAAAGUAAGAUGGGAUGAAAAUAUUGGAAUGAAAUGCACUACGCACAAAUUUUAUCUAUCUGUCAGUUUUCAUAAAGCAAAUUCAUUAUUUACAAUUCUGUUUCUCAUACUUAGAUAAAUGACAGUCUGUACUUUACUUUUUCUGAAAAUUUUUUAUUAAUAUGCAG
Molecule: messenger RNA, 2023 nt
Organism: Heterobilharzia americana
Lineage: Eukaryota; Metazoa; Platyhelminthes; Trematoda; Strigeidida; Schistosomatidae
Source: the annotation of a GenBank genome assembly